Molecule: messenger RNA, 1149 nt
Organism: Puccinia triticina
Lineage: Eukaryota; Fungi; Basidiomycota; Pucciniomycetes; Pucciniales; Pucciniaceae
Exons: 6
Coding region: 1-1149 (382 amino acids)
Biological process (GO): deoxyribonucleotide biosynthetic process
Molecular function (GO): oxidoreductase activity
Source: RefSeq, a predicted model, not a curated record
AUGUCCCUUUCCGAACCAGAGAACGCGCUCAAGAACCUCAGCCUGGGCGACAAACCAGCCCACGAAGCUUCCAACCACAUCAGCUCAUGCACCUCCAUCGACCGAACCCGCUUCGUCGGCAAUCUCGACAUCACCUCCGACAGCCAAGAGCCCCUCCUCAAGGAGGAUGGCCACCGAUUCGUGCUCUUCCCAAUCAAGUACCACGAGAUCUGGGCAUCCUAUAAACGCGCCGAAGCUUCCUUCUGGACGGCCGAGGAGAUCGACCUGUCCAAGGACAUGCACGACUGGGACAACAAACUGAACGCCGACGAGAAACACUUCAUCAAACACGUCCUCGCCUUCUUUGCCGCCUCCGACGGGAUCGUCAACGAGAACCUCAUCGAGAGAUUCAGUGGCGAGGUCCAGAUAGCCGAAGCACGUUGCUUCUACGGCUUCCAAAUCAUGAUGGAAAACAUUCAUUCUGAAGUCUAUUCCUUGCUCAUCGACACCUACGUGCGAGAGCCCACCGAGCGCGGCCAUCUGUUCGAUGCCAUCGAUACCAUUCCCUGUAUCCGAAAGAAGGCCGACUGGGCUCUCACCUGGAUCUCGGACAAGAAAUCGACUUUUGGUGAACGACUGAUCGCGUUCGCCGCUGUCGAGGGCAUCUUUUUCUCAGGAUCAUUUGCAUCGAUCUUUUGGCUCAAGAAGCGCGGACUGAUGCCUGGCCUGACGUUCUCCAACGAGCUGAUCUCUCGAGACGAAGGUCUCCACACCGAUUUCGCUUGUCUACUCUUUUCCCACCUCGAACGUCGCCCCCAUCCCGACACCGUCCAAGCCAUCAUCGCCCAGGCUGUCGAAAUCGAAAAGGAGUUCCUCUCCGACGCCCUCCCCUGCAAGCUCAUCGGGAUGAAUGCUGACCUGAUGUGCCAGUAUAUUGAAUUCGUCGCUGACCGACUUCUUGUGGCAUUGGGCAACGAGAAAUUUUACAAUGCGACCAAUCCGUUUGACUUUAUGGAGAUGAUUUCCUUGUCAGGAAAGACGAACUUCUUUGAGAAGCGGGUUUCAGAUUACGCCAAGGCCGGAGUGAUGACCCGGUCGAGGGGCGAAGACGGAGCAGAGGCCAAGGAAGCAGGCGGGGGUGGUCUCUUCUCAUUGGACGAAGACUUCUAA